This is a messenger RNA of Lachancea nothofagi CBS 11611, 1434 nucleotides long. The record is from the annotation of a GenBank genome assembly. NCBI's taxonomy places the organism in Eukaryota, Fungi, Ascomycota, Saccharomycetes, Saccharomycetales, Saccharomycetaceae.
AUGAAGAUCAAAACGAUAAGCAGGAGCACUGACGAUUAUGUCCCUGUUAAGAGCACCCAAGAAUCGCAGCUUCCACGCAACUUAGAUCCCGCACUGCAUCCAUUUGAGAGAGCUCGUGAAUACACCAAAGCUCUGAACGCCACAAAGAUGGAAAGAAUGUUUGCAAAGCCGUUCGUUGGUCAACUGGGAUAUGGCCAUAGAGACGGGAUCUACACAAUUGCCAAAAACUACAAUGCGCUUAACAAAUUGGCCACGGCAUCUGCUGAUGGUGUCGUCAAGUACUGGAAUAUGUCUACCAGAGAGGAGUUAUGCUCAUUCAAAGCACACUAUGGACUUAUUCAUGGCUUAUGUGUCACUCCUCAACAGUUCUCUCCCAACAAGAAUGAAAAUUACAUGCUUUCUUGUGGUGAUGACAGAACUGUCAAAUUGUGGUCUGUGAACACUGACGAUUUUUCGUCCAUCAAAAACGAUGAAGAAAUAGUUGAUUCUGGCAACGGUAUAAAAAAGACGUACCAUGGCGACCACGCGUUUUUAGGUAUCGAUCACCACAGAUCAAAACCCACAUUCGUCACAGGUGGCGCUCAAAUUAAUCUAUGGGACACAUCAAGAUCUAGACCAAUUUCAAACUUGUCUUGGGGUGCAGAUAACGUUUCCACGGUUAAAUUCAAUCAAAAUGAGACCGAUAUUUUUGCAAGUGCAGGGAGUGAUAACUCGGUUGUUCUUUAUGACUUGAGGACCAACUCGCCCACCCAGAAGUUUGUACAAAGAAUGAGGACAAAUGCCAUUUGUUGGAAUCCCAUGGAGGCUUAUAAUUUUGUGGUUGCAAAUGAAGAUCAUAAUGCUUAUUAUUACGAUAUGAGAAACUUAUCGCGUGCUGUGCAUGUUUUCAAAGAUCACGUAAGUGCUGUUAUGGAUGUUGAUUUUUCGCCAACCGGUGAUGAAAUCGUAACAGGGUCUUACGAUAAGACCAUCAGAAUAUACCAGGUGAAACAUGGUCACUCUAGAGAAAUUUACCAUACCAAGAGAAUGCAGCAUGUGUUCCAAGUCAAAUACACCAUGGAUAGUCGCUACAUCGUGAGCGGUUCUGAUGAUGGUAAUGUGAGACUGUGGAGAGCAAAGGCAUGGGAUAGGUCUUCUGUGAAAUCUACCCGUGAGAAGAAUAAACUGGAAUACGACGACAAAUUGAAGGAUAGAUUCAAGAAUAUGCCUGAAAUUAAAAGGAUCAGUAGGCACAGGCAUGUUCCUAAGGUAGUGAUGAAAGCCGGGGAGAUUAAAAAGGUGGAACUUGAUAGUUUGAAGAGAAGAGACAUGAAUGAGCGUAGAACUAAUAGAGACUUAUCCUUCGUUCCUGAAAGAAAGAAACAAAUUGUUGGGGUUGUGCAUGAGUACAAGAACGACAAAAAUAACAAAGGUGAAGAGACACAUCAAGAGUAG